Messenger RNA from Colletotrichum navitas, 702 nucleotides. RefSeq lists its product as uncharacterized. Bases 78 to 635 code for a protein of 185 amino acids. Lineage: Eukaryota; Fungi; Ascomycota; Sordariomycetes; Glomerellales; Glomerellaceae. The transcript has a single exon. The record is from RefSeq and is a predicted model, not a curated record.
GUCGGACAAUUACCGCAAAGGAUAUCUCGCAUCAAUGUUUGCGUCGAAGAGAGCAUCGCGCAGGGCGUGGGCACACAAUGCAUGAUGCAGGUGUACGUUAUAAGACGUUCAUUGCUGCGGCUGGCGCGUUGUUCGAGCCCGCUUCUCGCGCCUUUUUUUUUUUCUUUUUUUCUUCUUCUUUUUUCUUUCUUUUUUCUUUUCCCCCCACAACGGUGAACUGCCUACUAACCCCUCCCCCGCAUGCUGACGUGGGAGGUCUCGGCGAGCUGCUUCAUCGGCUGCGUGGCCGUGGCAGUCGUCCCAUUGAGGCCCCGGACAGCCGCGACUUGCGACCAAUAUGUGUGUGUGUGUGUGUGUGCGUGUGUGGUGUCCAUCCGGGGGUUGUAUCUUUGACGCUCGGUGACGUGUGCGUGUGUGAGCGUGUUUCUCUCUCUAUCCAACUCCAUCUCUCCGCACCCAGCAUCGCCGCUGCUGCCGCCGCCGCCGUCGCUUCAGUCCUUCGCCCAAGUGGGAUGCUUACUGUUGUUGGCAGGCUCGGCAUCGUCAGCAUGUCGAAAGACAAUCCCGAGGUGACGGCUCGUUAUGCAACCAAUGGGCCGGCGGAGAGGCGCCAGGCAGAAAGGAGAGGCAUCUGAAACAUGCUCUGCUCUCCGCAAUGAUACGAAUCCGACGCAAGCCUCCCAAAAAAGGAUGGCAGAGUGC